Procambarus clarkii (red swamp crayfish) is the source of this 3720-nucleotide messenger RNA. NCBI's taxonomy places the organism in Eukaryota, Metazoa, Arthropoda, Malacostraca, Decapoda, Cambaridae. The record is from RefSeq and is a predicted model, not a curated record.
CCCACACCUCCCACAAACGUUAGAAUAGCCAAACGUUUACGGGAAAAGGGAAGGAAAAGUGGGUGUUGGUUCAGGGUGUGUGUAAGCAAUGGCGAUCACUAGGGAGGGCAUUAAGUUGACUAUUAUUCCUCCCGGCCGCUUAAUUCCGGUACUAUUAGACCUGGCAACAUGCGCAUAUGAUGCUCUAUAGAUCUGGCUACCUGGUGUAUAUGUGGCUACUCGGCUAACUAGUCUAAUUAGGUAGCAAUAAACGUUUUGUAAUUACAAAUGUUGGUCUGUAUGGCAGUUGGUCUUAUACGUUGUAUGAGGCUCGUGACUCAUCUUCGCGCAAUAAUGCUAUUUUGGGGUGUGUGGGAGCGAGUUGUGGCCCGUGGCUAGUGUUGGAGAUAUGGAGGAGGGUCUCCUUUCAUUAAAGUGGAAUAACCACAAGUCUACAUUCUUCCAUGUCCUCUCCAUCCUACGAGAAAAGCAUACAUACACCGAUGUGACGUUAGCCUGUGAUGGACGGUUAUAUCCAGCCCAUAAAUUUGUGCUAUCAACGUGCAGUGAAUACUUCAGUGAUAUAUUUACUUCCACAAGUGGUAACAAUAUAGUUAUUGUACUUAAAGAUGUUAGAAGGCAAGAUCUUGAGUAUUUACUCGACUACAUGUACCUGGGGCAAGUUGAUGUCGCUCAGUCAGAAUUAACGAGCCUUAUUAAGACCGCCGAGUGCCUUAGAAUCAAAGGAUUAGCUAUCCCAGAUGAUGAACCUCAGCAGACUUCAAGAAGAGGGCCAGAGGAACGAGAUCGUGAAGGGAGUCCCCCUUCUAAGAAGAAGAGACAUUUAAUAGAGGAAGAUAGAACUAGUAGCAUAUCCAGCAACAACACAACUAAUAGAAUACCGCAUGUGACCCUUCCGCCUCCAUCGCAGCAACAAGCGGUGUUGCAAAGAUUACAACAAGCACCUCUGCCACAAACUGCUCAGGCACCCCCAACUUCGCAAGCAGCUGCAAAAAGUCAUCCUUCACCGUUGCCUCAUUCCCUCGCAUCUUCACAAGUUCCAAGAUCGUUACAAGUCCCCACAAGUCCACUCCUUCCAACAUCCGUAUCACAGCCACAUCCACCUCUUGCAUCACCAACACAAUCUACAUCAUUACCGGUUAUCAAGCAAGAAGUAGCAGAUCCACCAGAAACUCCAGACGUUUUUAUGAAUGAAAGUUACGACGAGACGGAUACUAAACCAGAUGUCUCGGACUCUAGGCACUUGGAGCAGGAUGUGGCAAUUGCAGGACCCUCAGGAUUGCAAGGGUCUUCAGAUAACUGGGAUGGCGAUAAUGACCUGGCUGGUUUUGCCGGAGGCGAAGGUUACUCAGAAGGCGGAAUGGAAGAUCAAGGAGACUCGGAGGUUCAGGGGGUGGCGGACUUGGAGAGGAAGUACAAGUGCGCGUGGUGCGGGAAGGGCUUUAGACUCUCCGUCCAUCUGAAGGAUCAUGUAAGGACCCAUACAGGGGAGAAGCCCUAUCAAUGCCCUAUAUGUCAGAAGGAUUUCACUCAACGGUCUAAUCUGAGGACUCAUCUCAACAAAAUACACAAAGAACAGUUGGCAUAUGUAAAGAACAGAAAAGGCCGAGUGCCAAAAUAUCCUGUGAAACACGAAUUUUUACCCAGCCUAGUGUCUCCCAGUGGUGGUGGUGGUGGUGGUGGUGGUCUUUCUCAUGCCUCUGUUGCAGAAAUGAAAAAGCUAGUGUUUGCUCCUAGUGAUCCAAAACCUAUCCUUCCCAAGCCUCUUGGCAGUGAGCCUUCUGUAAUGCCUUUCCUCUCCAAAGAAACGGUCAAUUUUUUACAAAGGGAUGAUUUAACUGUUCUUUAUAAGGACAAAGCAACAUGUUUAGAACAUGAAAGAAGGGUGUCAUUACCACAGUUGAUACUGCAGCAACCAUACCAUGACGAUCAGCCGUUUUUUGCUGGAGAGCCUCAGAUUUUUCCUAUUGAUCCAAAUGUUGUAGAUUUAGAUGCAAGUAUGUCUGUAAGGAAAGAACCUGUUGCACAACCAAUCCUAACUAAGGAAACUGCUCUUAAGUCUCCUCAAAAAGAGACACUUUUGAAAGCUUUGCUCUUAAAGGGCUCCUCAUUGGGGACAGCUCCACAAAGUGAUGUUUCUGGAGUUAUGAGACAAGGGAUCCCAUCUACUUUAGCUUCUCCUCUUACUCAUACAGCAUUGUCUGCUGGCCAAAUGCCAUAUUCUAUUCCCAGUUCUGUAGCAGUUUCUCUUGCAUCUCCUGUAUGUAGUCCUCCAGAGGAAAUACUUCAACCGAUACUUGUUAUGGAUUCUUCCAAAGGUUUAUCGUCUGUUUUGCGGUGCCCACGUGAUGUAGCAGUUUCUCGUGGCGACCUUCUUUCUCCUGGGAGCAAAGGCGAAUCAUUUGUCGUUAUAGAAGCUUCUGGAGUGGCACCACAAGAGUCUGUAUCUGCACCAAUAGAUUCUCAAGAUCAGCCUCAAAUAACUGAUGAAAUGAAGAUUUUACUUCAAGCAGUUCAGAUUAGAGUUUCUCAGGAUCAAGGGCAGACAAACAUGCAAAGCAGUUCUACUGUUACAGUGAGAGCAAGCAAUCCUUCCCCACUGAUAACAACCACAUCUGGUCCAGUUGUGAGUCAUACACUUGCUGUACCAACUCCGUCUGGCCCUCCACUGGCCUCAGAUACUGCACUUCGACAGCGCAUUUCUCGAAUGUUGCACGAUAAAGAUCCAACUAAGAAGAAAAAUCCCAGUCAAUGUGCUUCAGUUAAAAAAACAGACCAUAGUUUUGAUCAUCCACCCAAGCCUAGUUUAAAGGAGCAAGAAGUAGCAUCAGUACAGAAUAAAACACCGGAAAAAGGAAGGCCUAUUCCAUUCCUACGGCAGCUGCCUUCAUCACACAUACCCACUUCUCAUCCUCCUAGACCCCCUACGCCACCACUUUCUUCUUCACCUCCGCAACACCUUCCACUUUCCCCAUCAUCUCCUUGUGCUCAUUCCAUACCCACUUCAUCAAUCAUUCCUCCGGUAUCCAUUUCUACUACAUCUUCGACCGAAAGACGACGACUCGGUUUUCAAAUACCCUCAAACAGAGCAACCUAUAAGCCUAAUGACAAACUUGCUGAAAAAUUCAACCUUAGGUCGAAAGGAGGUCUUAGUGAAAAUGAAUCAGUGCCUGACCUUAAGUAGGUAAUCCUGAAAAAAAGUGAUAGUUUGAUAAUGUAUAUAUUAUCUUGUGCAAAUUCAAGUGAUACAGCUUAGUCCUAUAAUUGUCUCCUAUAUGAAAAUGCAGAUCUUUUAGGUUUCUCGUGCCUUUCUUCAUCUUUGUCAUUGUCAUGUAAUGUACUAUACAAAGUGUAAAUCUUCACUCUUCUCAAGCAACUGUUUCGAUAUAUGCCUUCUUGUUUGUGUGGGCAUUUUAUGAUAUAUAUUUAUAUGUAUAUGUGUGUAUAAUGCAUAUGCAGUGCUACCUAGUUCGAACAGAUCAUGAUGGACUGGAACUCGAUGUGCUGAAAAGAUUAACUAACACAUAGGUUUAUCAUGGCUAAAAAAUCCUGUUUUUUCAUAUUUUUUCCGUGAACUGAAAUAUGGUAUUUUGCUCCACCAAGGAGUCUUGGUAGAUUGGUUUAUCAUGGCUAAAAAAAUCCUGUUUUUCAUAUUUUUUUCAGUUUUACUAUUCUCAUGCUUUUAGUAGUAAAUACUAAUAAAGAAACUAUUACAUUUUU